GUUUAUAGGUGAGGUUUAUGAAACAAAGCGUGUGUCUUCUCUUUGGUGACUGAAGUCGGUCUCCUGAUGAAUGGAGCUUUUUCUUUGGAGGCGCCAAACGCGUCAUGAGUUGCGCCGCUCGCCCUCGGGGUCCAGCUCACUGUGUCACCAGUGUAACAACUACAACAAUCUCCCACAGGGUGUUUUUAAGUGUUAGCGGUGGGAUUUCGGGAGAGAUGCCGUCCAAUAAGAGUGUCUCAGACGCCCCAAUCACACAGUUUGUGAACUGUAGGAUACUGAAAGACCACAGACUACAAUGGGAAGACCUGUGGGUCCGCGAGGGCAAGAUUCUGAACCCAGAGAAGCUGUUUUUCGAUGAAGAGGGUUAUGCCGAUCACAAAGUUGACUGCGGGAAAAAAAUCAUUGCACCUGGAUUCAUAGAUGUACAGAUAAAUGGUGGAUAUGGCAUCGACUUCUCCCAGGCCAGUGGUGACAUCAGAAGAGGCGUGGCUCAGGUGGCCAAAAAGAUUCUAGAACACGGGGUCACUUCCUUCUGCCCGACCCUGGUCACAUCUCCACCGGACAUAUACCAUAAGGUCAUUCCUGAGCUCAGAGUUCAGGACGGUGGGCCUGAAGGGGCAGGAGUUUUAGGUAUUCAUCUGGAGGGGCCGUUCAUCAGUGAACAGAAGAGAGGCGCUCACCCUCCUAAGUUCCUCCGCACUUUUAAAGCGGGGGGCGUGGCCGACCUGAUGGAGACUUAUGGGCACCUCGACAAUGUCGCCUUGGUGACCCUUGCACCAGAACUAGCCAAUAGCGCGGCUGCAAUCCGUGAGCUGUCAGGAAGAGGCAUAGUGGUGUCACUUGGUCACUCUAUGGCUGAUCUCUCUCAGGCUGAAGAGGCUGUGCAGAAUGGAGCCAUGUGCAUAACGCACUUAUUUAAUGCCAUGUUGCCUUUUCAUCAUAGAGACCCGGGCAUUGUGGGAUUGCUUACAAGUGAUCGUAUUCCACCAGGUCGGAUGGUUUACUACGGUAUGAUCGCAGACGGGAUACACACACACCCUGCAGCACUGCGCAUCGCAUACAGAGCUCAUCCUGCUGGGUUGGUGCUGGUCACUGACGCUGUGACAGCGAUGGGUCUGCCUCCUGGUCAACACUCACUCGGACAGCAGCAGAUUGACAUCCAGGGCCUUCAUGCUUACGUCGCAGGCACUACAACUCUGAGUGGCAGCAUUGCGACCAUGGACAUGUGUGUGAGACACUUCAGAGAGGUGUCAGGCUGUACAGUAGAAGCUGCAUUAGAAGCUGCAUCGCUGCAUCCUGCUCAGCUGCUGGGUAUCAGUCACAGGAAGGGAACUCUGGAGUUCGGCACUGAUGCAGAUUUCAUUGUGCUUGAUGACACACUGACAGUCAGGGAAACCUACAUUGCUGGACAGCAGGUCUGGAGGAAGUGACAUCAUCCAGAGGACUGUCUUCGGCUGGGAUCGUUAAGAGUUUUUUGGUGGUCAAUUGCAUGGAGUCCGCAUUUGAGAUGGAUCACGGUGUCUGUGUUUCGAAACAAAGUGACUGGCUCGGUUUGAGACACCAUACGGUAUUUCUCUCACCAUCCUCCAUCAUCUCCACCGGGGGCGUCAGUGCA
Carassius carassius (crucian carp) is the source of this 1615-nucleotide messenger RNA. It is a transcript of the gene amdhd2, whose product is annotated as amidohydrolase domain containing 2. Gene Ontology annotation, biological process: N-acetylglucosamine catabolic process. The record is from RefSeq and is a predicted model, not a curated record. The transcript is spliced from 13 exons. Bases 105 to 1430 code for a protein of 441 amino acids. Gene Ontology annotation, molecular function: N-acetylglucosamine-6-phosphate deacetylase activity. NCBI's taxonomy places the organism in Eukaryota, Metazoa, Chordata, Actinopteri, Cypriniformes, Cyprinidae.